UAACUGGUAUGCGUUUACAGACGACUUUUACAAAUUGGAAUGGGCUUUUUGACGGCGAACACAUCGAUUUCCUUUCAAUGUGGAUUAAAUAUUAAAGUAAUGUGAAUAUAUUGGGUUUUAUUGGGCCAUUCGGGAUUGGAAAUGUCGCAACGGCGUAAAAGAGCUACCAUAAACCUGUGAAGUUUUCUAUUAAAGAUUUUGAUGGAUGCUUUAACGUUACCCGUGUUUUGUUACAAACGAGACCCAAUCGUCACGACUUGAGAUUUAAACGGAUUUAUACGGAGAUAUACUUUUUAUCAUAAUCAAAUCCAUUUUGGUUAGGAGUACAGAACAAAGUGGCUUACCGUGGGAAUUAUUAAUAAUAAGAACAAAUGGACUGUAUUGAUAAAUUAAUGUAUACAAACAAACAGAGUGUACACAAAAGGAAUUUAAAUUAGGAAAAAAUGUGCUCAGUUAAUGUAUGAAUUAUUAAUUUGCUGACAGAAAUUACGGCUGCAUUCAGAUUAUAUAAUGGAACAGCGGUAGGGGACUAAGUGUCUAGGCACUGCAAUAUUAAAGUCUUAUACAUUAUUAAAAUCGUGAGGAUGUUGACACAUGAGGCAUGGGGCAAAACAAUUAAGGUUUCAUUGUAAUAUUGAAAGAAACGGAGUGAUCAGAUGUGUUGAAACUCUCUAUAAAAGCCACAAUGAGUUCCGAUAGCGUCAUAGAAGAGGAUAUUCUGGAACAGAUUGAUGAUGAAAGUGAAGAAGGAGAUGACAUAAGUAAAGAAAUUGGCGAUAAAAGAAAAGAGAUAGAAGAUAAAACCAUUGAAAAUAUAGAGGAGAAAAGUGUUGGCCAUUUCGAUAAGAAAGGUGAUGAUGAAUGUUGUAAUAGUGAAUUAGAAACACGCGUUGAAUCUAAGCAGGAAACAGCAAAGUUGAAUGCAGACAUUGAUAAUAAAGUUAGUAUCGCAGUUAUUAACUACUCUGGGCUACUGGCUGAGAAUGUUUUACAGGAAGCUCUUCUUAUAAAUGACAUAUAUUCAAAGGACAUUAUAAAUCUAAAUGUGGAUGAACACAGUGACAGGGACAGAGACAGAGACAUAAGAAAGCAUUUAAUACCAAAUGAAAAUGGGCGUAUACUUAGUAAAGAAAAUGGUGCUGGAUAUGACAGCUAUUUACUAAAUAAACUGUUGCGUUCCCAGGCAGACCCUGAGGAAGUGGCAGAUGUUAACGGUUUUGAUGGAAAUGAGGAACAUUUUAGAAGUAAAGAAGAGACAUAUCCAGGCCUCGAUAGUGAAGACGCCUAUGUAAAAGCGGAGUUAGAUCGAGUUAUUUCAGAUCGAGAGAUCAGUGACAAGAACAAUAACCAGAUGUCACUGGGUCUGAUGGACUCUUUUGAUGACAAUGUACUUCAGACAAUCCACGAGGAUACCGAACUUGUUAUUGAAGAAAGUUUACGGGCCAACAACAUGGAACCUAUAAAAGAAGUUACAAGUACCAAUAUAGGACAACUAGCUGGUACGAAAGAGGAAAUUGAUGAAGCUGGAGAAGCUGAAGUAGACGACGAAAAAUCGGUAGACGACGAAAAAUCGGUAGACGAAAACACAGCAAGAGAACACGAUAAAAAAUCAACAGAAAUUCCAGACAAUGGAGAGGACAAAUUGAUAGAAAUGAUUCUGAAUGAUGAUGAAGAUCCACAUGAUAGCGAUGGGGAAAACCCGAUUAAAGAAGUACCAAUAGAAGACGAUGAUAGUGACACAAGUGACGAUGAACCGGACUGUUGUGAAAUGACUUUCAAACAAAAGCAGGCUGUAGUGAAAGCUGUCAGAAAGGGAAACAUAAAUCGCCUGGAAAAGCUACUGGAGAAAAAGAAUGCUGAUAUGGGCAUGACAUGGUAUGGGGAAAAUCUAUUGAUGGUGGCAGUACGAUCGGAACAGCAAGAGAUGGCAGAAUUCCUCAUUGAUAACGACAUUGACUGGCAACACGAAAGAAAACUUGUCGAAAUUGACGAAAAUGGCAUCAUGAAUGUUCAUAAAAUAACGGCCAGACAAAUGGCGUACGAUUUAAAAAUGGAUGACUUAGUGGAACUCCUCGAUCAUAAAAUGAACAAUUUAUUCCCGUUUGUAAAACCUAAACCUCGAGCACCUCGUUUACGACAGCCCAUCGCACCGUUUGCACCUCCUCCAUUAGAUGAAGCAAUACACGAGGAAUUUCUGAUAGACCCUGAUGAAGCUAAAAAGUUACAGAAACAAGUCACAGAGCAGUAUAAACAAAGACAGAGAGAAAUUGAAUUAGAAAACUUGGAAAUGAUGCAAAAGAGAAGGAAGGGAAUUACUUCAGGUGCUGAGAAUGAAAGUGUUCAUACAGCUAAAUCAAGGCACACGUGUUCAGACUUAAAUGUAAUACGUGAUGAUAUAAGCCAAGUGUUCGGACCGGAUGAAGGAUACGAGACAAUGUCACCGGUAUCACCGCAUAGACAUGACUACCAAGUGCCUGAUAUGAAAGAACAUAUAAGCAUUCGAGCAACUCGUUCCUUUCACCUUAAAAAGGCAUUCGUUGCUUCGAAAGCGGAUCGAUUCAACCGAAUGGACUCCCCAGACUAUCCAAUGUAUCAGAACAAUUUAAUUGAAUCCAUCGGAAGUUAUAAUUUUGAAAGCCGUAGAUGGCAUCAUCCUAUGUCAGCUCCUCAAGUCAGGAAUUACUCAAUGGAAAGUCUACAAGACCAGUCUGUUCAUACGGGGCUGCCUUUUGUUCACGGAGGGGCAGGCAAAUCUGUUUCAUCUAGCAGUGAGAAGAAAAAUAUAAAUCAGAGGCGUUGCCAAAGUGCACAUAGUAAUAUUUCACCGUAUUCACAAGUUGCCAAACUUUUAGAACAGUCACGCCUUUUCAGUCCUAUAACUACUUCUAGGUCAUCGACCCCAUAUUUCCCAGCCAUAUCAAGUAAGAAAAGUAGUACAUCACCCCAAACCAAAACAAGAAUCAAUUAUAUCUACGCCGAUCGUUCUUCCGCAAAGACCAAACGCAGUGAUUUUUCUUCUUUGAAAACUGAAUUGUUACCGAAACGGAAACUCCGAUGUUAGCUUUCGUUGAAGGGUAAUUGACGAAUUGACUGUAACAUGUGUUUUAUAAACACAUACUAGAAGCAAUUUAUUUAUGUUCAAAGCAUUUUUGUUAUUUGUUGCAAUUAUUUGUUGUCAUAAUUUUAGAUUCUUGUUUAGACCAAGACUAUAAUAUUUUCACUGAAUUUCUUGGUGCUACGAUACGCUUUCAGACUAUUUGCUAACAAAUGCCAGUGAAGGGUACUAUAUUAAUAUUACAUAGCUGUAGUGAAUAUUGUUAGUCUAUUAAAGGGGCACCAGUAGCAAUAAUAACCAGUGUCUGACACUGAAAAGGAGGUAUAGUAUCGAUACAUGUAUUGGUCAGCCAAAUAACGACUGACAGUACAUGUUGUGCCUUUGUUAGAAAUCUGUGAUAUCUUUAUUAACUAGUCAUAUUUUCUGUCUCAGAAAAAAUAUUUACUUAUUCUUUGCAAGAUUUGUUUCGUUGAAAGUCAAUGCAAGCUCUCUCAGAACACUAAAAUUGCUUGUUUUUCAGAGAAUAAAUACUUUAAAGGUUAAUUUGAUAAAAAAACUGAUUUAGUUGAAAAGAAAAUGUCUGUUAUAAUUCGGAUGUGUUUCUUAUAAGAGUUGUGUUAUUAGUGGUUAUACUGUAGUUCAAUUUCUGCUCAUUUGAUAAUAAACUUCUUCCAGCUUGGCUGUGUUCAA
Mercenaria mercenaria is the source of this 3745-nucleotide messenger RNA. RefSeq lists its product as uncharacterized. Bases 686 to 3061 code for a protein of 791 amino acids. NCBI's taxonomy places the organism in Eukaryota, Metazoa, Mollusca, Bivalvia, Venerida, Veneridae. Gene Ontology annotation, molecular function: protein binding. The transcript has 7 exons. The record is from RefSeq and is a predicted model, not a curated record.